Molecule: messenger RNA, 1541 nt
Organism: Antrostomus carolinensis (chuck-will's-widow)
Lineage: Eukaryota; Metazoa; Chordata; Aves; Caprimulgiformes; Caprimulgidae
Gene: SLC25A36
Product: solute carrier family 25 member 36
Exons: 7
Biological process (GO): pyrimidine nucleotide import into mitochondrion
Cellular component (GO): mitochondrion
Molecular function (GO): pyrimidine nucleotide transmembrane transporter activity
Source: RefSeq, a predicted model, not a curated record
AUGUGGAGGUACUGUUGGUGCAAUUCUGACAUGUCCACUGGAAGUUGUGAAAACACGAUUGCAGUCCUCAUCUGUGACUCUCUACAUCUCUGAAGUCCAUCUCAACACUGUGAAUGGUGCUAGCAUCAAUCGAGUAACCAGAGUUUCUCCUGGACCUCUCCAUUGUUUGAAGAUGAUCUUGCAAAAGGAAGGCCCUCGUUCUCUGUUUAGAGGGCUGGGUCCUAAUUUAGUAGGCGUUGCUCCUUCCAGAGCAAUAUAUUUUGCUGCUUACUCAAACUGCAAGGAAAAGUUGAACAGUAUCUUCAGUCCAGAUUCUACCCAGGUACACAUGAUUUCAGCUGGUGUGGCAGAGCUGCCUUUCACUCUGCUCUUUUUCUCUCCACGGUUGUGCGGAAGUUUUACUGCGAUCACAACAACUAAUCCCAUUUGGCUAGUAAAGACACGAUUACAGCUUGAUGCAAGGAAUCGUGGAGAAAAGCGAAUGAGUGCUUUCGAAUGUGUCCAAAAAGUUUAUCGAUCAGAUGGUAUUAAAGGCUUUUACAGAGGAAUGUCAGCAUCCUACGCAGGCAUAUCUGAGACUGUUAUUCAUUUUGUUAUUUAUGAGAGUAUUAAGAGAAAACUACAGGAGUAUAAGACUGCUUCUGCCUUGGACAAUGAGGAUGAAUCGGCAAAAGAACCUUCGGACUUUGUUGGAAUGAUGAUGGCUGCUGCCACUUCUAAAACUUGUGCAACAUCAAUAGCAUAUCCCCAUGAGGUUGUACGAACAAGACUAAGAGAAGAGGGAACAAAAUACAGGUCUUUCUUCCAGACACUAUCUUUGCUUGUACGAGAAGAAGGGUAUGGAUCCCUCUACCGAGGUUUAACUAUGCAUCUGAUCAGACAGAUUCCGAACACGGCUAUCAUGAUGUCAACCUAUGAAGUGGUAGUCUACUUGCUUGAUGGAUAGCAGUGUAACAAGGCUUCCUAGAAGAACAUGGAAGAUUGAAAGACUGGAGUGGACCACUGAAUGUGAAUGCCAAUGUGGUGGGCAAAAGGAAAGUUAUACCAGGAACGUGCAGCUAUGGGCAAAACAGAAGGCUGACUGAGGGCAACUAUGAAUAAUUUUGCUGCCUUAUUGUGUGGUCUCUUGGCAAUGUGACAAAUGCAAACUACCCCUUAGGGAAUGCCUUUAUACAUCUCUUAAUUCAAGAUUGUAACUUUCUUUUCAUCUGUUAAUCUAGACAAGGCCAUUCAGUCCUCUUCAGAGACUUGAUGGGUGAGGGAGGGCAUGUAAAAUAUAUUCUUGGGCAGCCUUAUUUACUUCUCUUAGUGAUUACUCUCAACUACAUCCUUUUUGAUCUGUUUUACUGCACAGUAACCUGUAGGAAGAAUGGGAAAGACAGUACUUUCAUACCUUUCCAUACCUUAAACUUCCAUUCAAUUGCUCUGAAGAUUCAUAAAGAGACUGAGGUAGUAGUCAGUGUGUAAAUUUUUCCAUGUUGCUACCUCAAGACAAAAUAUGGUGCAGGGACCCAGAAUGGAGUUAUUUCUUCACUACAAAA